AUGUCCGGCGGUUACGGCGGCGGUUACGGUGGCGGCGGCGGCGGCUACGGCGGUGGUGGUGGUGGCUACGGCGGCGGCGGUGGUGGUUACGGCGGUGGUGGUGGUGGUUACGGUGGUGGUGGUGGCUUUGGCGGCGGUGGCUACGGCGGCGGCUUUGGUGGUGAAUACUCGCGCUCGCAAUACAGCAGCGGUGGUGGUGACCGCAUGAACAACCUCGGUGCCGGUCUCCGCAACAUCGACUGGAACACUACCGAGCUCGCCAAGUUCGAGAAGAACUUCUACAUCGAGGACAAGCGCGUUACCGCCCGCUCCGACGAGGAGAUCAACGAGUUCCGCAAGGAGAAGGACAUGCGCAUCCAGGGCAACAACGUCCCCCGCCCCAUCACCACGUUCGACGAGGCUGGCUUCCCCGAGUACAUCAUGUCCGAGAUCCGCGCCAUGGGCUUCGAGGCCCCUUCGCCAAUCCAGUGCCAGUCGUGGCCCAUGGCCCUCUCGGGUCGUGACGUUGUCGCCAUUGCCGAGACCGGUUCGGGAAAGACCAUCUCGUUCGCCCUCCCCGCCAUGGUCCACAUCAACGCCCAGCCCCUCCUCUCGCCCGGUGACGGCCCCAUUGUCCUCAUCCUCGCCCCCACCCGUGAGCUCGCCGUCCAGAUCCAGGCCGAGUGCACCAAGUUCGGCAAGUCGUCGCGCAUCCGCAACACUGCCGUCUACGGUGGUGCCCCCAAGGGCGCCCAGAUCCGCGACCUCCAGCGCGGUUGCGAGAUUGUCGUUGCCACUCCCGGUCGUCUCAUCGACAUGAUCGAGUCUGGCAAGACCAACCUCAAGCGUGUCACCUACCUCGUCAUGGACGAGGCCGACCGCAUGCUUGACAUGGGUUUCGAGCCCCAGAUCCGCAAGAUUGUCUCGCAGAUCCGCCCCGACCGUCAGACCCUCCUCUUCUCGGCCACCUGGCCCAAGGACGUCCAGCGUCUCGCCAUGGACUUCCUCGACGACUUCUUCCAGGUCAACAUUGGUUCGAUGGACCUUACCGCCAACCACAAUGUUACCCAGAUCGUCACCGUCUGUACCGACUACGACAAGCGCGGUAUGCUCCUCAAGCACCUUGACCAGAUCUCGCGUGAGAACGCCAAGGUCCUCAUCUUCGUCGGCACCAAGCGUGUCGCCGACGACCUCACCAAGUUCCUCCGCCAGGACGGUUGGCCCGCCCUCGCCAUUCACGGCGACAAGCAGCAGGCCGAGCGUGACUGGGUCCUCGCCGAGUUCAAGUCGGGCCGCAGCCCCAUUAUGCUUGCCACCGAUGUCGCUUCGCGUGGUCUUGAUGUCAAGGACAUCAGCUACGUUAUCAACUACGACUUCUCUAACAACUGCGAGGACUACAUCCACCGUAUCGGCCGUACCGGUCGUGCCGGUCGCAAGGGUACCUCGUACACCUACUUCACCACCGAGAACUCGAAGCAGGCCCGCGAGCUCGUCGGCAUUCUCCGCGAGUCCAAGUCCGAGGUCCCCCGCGAGCUCGAGGAGAUGGGCAGCUACGGCGGACGUGGCGGCGGCGGCGGCCGCUUUGGAGGUGGUAGGGGCAGGGGCGGUUUCCGAGGCGGCAACCGUGGUGGUCCCUCGGGAGCCAACGGUUGGUCGGGUGGCAGCAACCGUUGGUAA
Molecule: messenger RNA, 1656 nt
Organism: Apiotrichum porosum
Lineage: Eukaryota; Fungi; Basidiomycota; Tremellomycetes; Trichosporonales; Trichosporonaceae
Gene: DBP2
Product: ATP-dependent RNA helicase dbp2
Exons: 7
Coding region: 1-1656 (551 amino acids)
Biological process (GO): rRNA processing
Cellular component (GO): cytoplasm; nucleus; ribonucleoprotein complex
Molecular function (GO): RNA helicase activity; RNA binding; ATP binding
Source: RefSeq, a predicted model, not a curated record